This is a messenger RNA of Stegodyphus dumicola, 1325 nucleotides long. RefSeq names its product alpha-1,3-mannosyl-glycoprotein 2-beta-N-acetylglucosaminyltransferase (gene Mgat1). Gene Ontology annotation, biological process: protein N-linked glycosylation. Gene Ontology annotation, molecular function: alpha-1,3-mannosylglycoprotein 2-beta-N-acetylglucosaminyltransferase activity. The record is from RefSeq and is a predicted model, not a curated record. Lineage: Eukaryota; Metazoa; Arthropoda; Arachnida; Araneae; Eresidae. Gene Ontology annotation, cellular component: Golgi apparatus.
GCAUCUUGUGUGACGGCGUUUGUACUUUGUAAACGUCUGUUAAGCUUCAAAGUUGUUGCGGCUAUGAGGGAGUUUCGGUGCUGAGCUUUCGGAAUUGUUUGAACCGCUUUGAUAAAUGUUAGCUGUACAAAAGCGAUACAUGUGUUCGCAAAAUUUUUGCACGUCAUUUAAUGAAGUUCUAAACUUACAUUGUAUCAUAUUAAGAUUAAUAUUAAAUAGACUGUAUAUAUUCAUAUCAUCUUAGACUUCUCGUUAGUUCUGCGUAAAGUGCGACCAAAGGGCAUCAUCGAUAAUGAAUAAACUGCCGGUGUUUCCUGGCAAUGCGUAGAAGGACUUUUAUCUUAAUUGUAUCUUUGGCCUUACUUUCUUGGGCAGCAGUAACCUAUCACUUAUUUUUGCAAAGGCCUCAAGGAAAGAUUCAGCGUUCUGCUAAAUUCCAGCAACAGCUUGAACAGCUAGAAGUUGAACUUAAUGAUCAACUGAAAUCCAACAAUGAGCUGUUACGACUUCUACAUGACUUCAGAUCAAAAUAUCCAGAUAAAAUUAGAAGUCUAAGGAAUGCUUCAUUCGAGCAGAAAUAUUUGCCAGAUUUCAGCAAUGUUGUGAUUGGUGUUCUAGUCUUUGCAUGUAAUCGUGUUACAGUGAAAAGGAAUUUAGAUCAAUUAUUGAAGUAUAGGCCUUCCCCUGAACAAUUUCCAAUUGUAGUUAGCCAAGAUUGUGCUCAUGAGCCUACUACAAGAGUUAUACAGUCCUAUGGGGAUCAGCUUACACUCAUACAACAUCCAGAUCAGAGUGACAUUCCAUUGUCAGGUAAAGAAAAGAAAUUUAAAGGAUACUAUAAGAUAGCACGGCAUUAUGGAUGGGCCUUAAAUCAGACUUUUUUCCAUUUUAAUUAUAAAACUGUAAUUAUAGUAGAAGAUGAUUUAGAUAUUGCUCCAGAUUUCUUUGAAUACUUUAUGGCUACCCACCCCAUUUUAAAUAGUGAUCCAACUCUUUGGUGUGUUUCUGCUUGGAAUGAUAAUGGAAAAGAUAGUUUGGUUGCGUAUGAACCAGAAUUACUGUACAGAUCAGACUUCUUCCCUGGACUGGGCUGGAUGUUAACAAAAUCUCUUUGGAGAGAAUUAGCACCAAAAUGGCCCAAAGCGUUAGUUUUUCCUAUUUUAAACGUAUUAUUCAAAUGCGUAAUUUUAACUAUGUUUUACUAUCUGUUCUUGUGUGUGUUAACUUCAUCUUAUGAAUGUAUGAAUGUUAUUAAUUGGUAUGCAAACACAUUAAAUUUAUGUACUGUGAAUUGGAACAAAGAAAUAUGAUGGGUAUUUGACUGU